Molecule: messenger RNA, 2112 nt
Organism: Metarhizium acridum CQMa 102
Lineage: Eukaryota; Fungi; Ascomycota; Sordariomycetes; Hypocreales; Clavicipitaceae
Source: RefSeq, a predicted model, not a curated record
AUGCCUGAUGCUGCAAAUACCUCGACCUCUACGCCUGCGCUUGCAGCCGCCCCCCAACCCCCUUCAACACCCGUCACUUGCAUUGUAAAUGUGACUGACGGCGUGGAUAGCACGGUUGAGGCUUUCUUUCUAAAGAUUCACAGCACCGACAUUGACGAUGAGAAACUAUCCGACUUGAGAUCGCAGAUUGUCAAGCACACUCGCUGUGUUGAGCUCUUACAGUUCCCCUUUUGUUUGGCAUCAGGUGCGAUAGUUCAAGACUCCAUGUCCGUCGAAUACUACCUAUCCAAAUGCCUCAAGAUAGACGCAAAAGGCGAAGCAAUCGAGGUAUUUAUGAAGGAUGAAAAGCUUUUUACAGAGACGGGAUGGAAUGAGUUCAUGCCCUCGUAUUAUAGUAGUCCUUUAACUGGUACCAAUGCCAGGCACGUUUCCGAGCUCGAGGAGAAGCAGUGGGGUGUGGUGGUUGAGACGAAUCAGCUCUGCUACGGCAUUAGUACCAUCACCGAAGAGGUGACUACGGGAGAAGAAGAAAAGAAGAAAACCGAGAUUCAUGUUGUUGGGGUGCAAAAGCCCAAGUACCCAGCAACGAGGAAGGUGCUUUCGGAUACAGUGGCGAGUAGCAUGGUUAAAAACGUCGAGUUGGACUUGCGUAUUCCCCGUUACAUCAACGACGACGUAUCGUACGUAGCUUUUCGCUACUCUACUUCUAGUGCGCAAGAAUCCCUAGCAAGGCAGGGCUUCUCUCAGACCGAUAUUUCAGCUUCGGGAACUGGAGGGGCCUUUGGGUGUAGCGUGGAUGCGUCUGCAAGUUUAUCCGUGGCGGAAAACACUUCGAAUCAGAGCGACAUGGCAACGAGUAAGGGCAACGCGACAAUGUCCUACAAUUUUCCAAGAGUCACCAUGUUUCUAGACGAAUUGGAUCUAGAAUUAACGCCCCAGUGUGAGGAAGACCUGAAAGCAAUCCAGGAUGCCGCAAGUUAUAGCAAAUUCUUGAAGAAAUAUGGCGAAUUCUUUAGCACUACAGUUCAGCUUGGGGGGUCGCUCUUUGCUACGGAGGAAUACCAGACGGGCUCGGCUAGCAGUCGUGAGGCAACGGCCAAGUCACUGAAGGCUGCUGCCGCAGUAUCGUUGGGUGGUGUGGGAUAUUCGGGAUCCGUUUCUGCGUCUCAUCAACAACAAUCCCAGGACUCAAGGGGCGCCUCUAAUGAGGAGUCUUCCAAAACACUUAUUUGGGAGGCUAAUGGGGGCAACACUUUGCUGUGCAACGACCCAGCCGCAUGGGCGCCAUCUGUGGCAUACUAUGGCAACUGGCGAAUUCUCAAGCAAGAGAGAGUUGUGCGCCUCAUAGAGCUGAUUUGCAGGCUUCAAGGUUUUAAAUACGUAAAGGAAGAGAUGCCGGGGUGGAAGAAUACAGGAACUCCAGUUCAGCCACCAGUUGGACAGAGGUUUACAUUGAAUGUGAAAGGAUGCCUUGGGGGCAAGUAUAUGGUGGGACAUGGUCAGACUGAUCCGGAGAAAAUUGUAAUUGGACCCCAGGUUGAGAAACGAACCGCCAAAUUUUUGGCAUGGGAAUUGGCAUCGGCAGAUAAAGGCGCCGUCGCUACCACGGUGGAAUACGGUAAAGACUAUUUUUUGAUGCAUUGCGAGUCGCAUCUUUACCUUGGAUUUUUCGAUGUCGCAAAGGCGGCGCGGCUCAUUGUUGGGUUACUCGGCGGUGCUCCCAAGAAAGAUAGAAAUGGAUCAAUCUAUUAUAUCCAAGGCACAAGGACUCGAGACUAUACUGUGCGCUUUUAUGAUGAAGACUGCAAGGGUAAGACGGGGACUAUAGAGACUGGCGACACUGUCACACUCGAGUUUAAAGGCAAGUCGGGGUCACUUGGGUUUCUAGCAGCUGAAACCUCUGACCAAGACAAGAUCUAUGUGACGAAAGGCACUCAAGGAUACUCUCCACUCAAAUUGAUAUACACGGAGAUUACGACCCCAUCGGAACCUGACAAGUCUCCGGAGACUAGAUACAUCUCCUCCGCGGUACUACAGAGCCAGAGCCCUUCGCCACCGCCUAAAAAAGACUUCCCUACUUGUGACGUUGAUCUGACUCAGGAGAUCACCUGA